GUAACCGAGCUACAAAAAAGCAGCUCCAAGUGUAAAACCACAGUAUUUUGUCAAAUACUUUUACUGUUAAAAUAGGUUACUGCAACUCUUCCUACAGAAGAGUCAACUGCAGCUAGCAACGUAUGUUCGCUGCCACCUGCAAAGACAGAAUAAUUUUUGGUUGCUGGGGGCUGUGGGGCUGCCCGACGCUCAUUGCAGCACGUGGCGUGACUGGAGGGGGUACAGGAGAGGGUCUCAUUUGGAAAACCAGGAAACUGCCUCAGAAACGAGGAAUGCCCCCCCUGGGACCUCCCACGGUCUCCAGACAGGUUCAGUGGCUGCUCUACCCUGACGGCUAGUUUUUGUGCAGCUCCUUCUCUCUGGGCUCCCCAGGAUGCCCAGCCAGGGGUGGUCCUUCCCCGUCCUUUGCUCCGUGCUCAGAUGAAGCUGGGGUGACGUUUCCUCCUUGGAGAGACCCGAGCCCUUUCCCUAUUUCCCAUUCCCCUGACAAUUCACCCCCCCGACUGGGCUGCAGCCUCUGGCAGGAGACCGGAGCACCGGCCGGGUACGCUGCCCAGGGCAGCUGCCCUCGCUGAUGCCAGGACACCGGCCCCUCCGUCUCCCCACCGCACAGCAGCAGGAGAAACUUUUUUUUUCCGCGGGAGCCCGCUCAAGCCGGCUGCUCGGAGAGGUUGGGCUGCCUCCAUCCCCGGCGGUUCCCACGCCCGGAGAGGAUACAGCCCUGGGCACCCCGCUCGGACCCUGCUCGCCGCGGUGUGUGUGUGUGUGUGUGUGCGUGGGGACAGGGCUCGGACCGGGCACCUCCGCUCCCCGCCCCAGCCCCGGCAGCCCCGCGGCCGGCCGCCCCCCUCCUCUCCCGUGGCGCCUCGCCCGUUCCCCGCCGAGCUCCGCGCCGCAGGUGUAUUACUCCUGUGGUGCAGUGGUGGAAUCGAUGGAAAGAGGCCUGAUUUUAUCACCAGGUUUUCCAAACAACUACUACGCAGGGACACACUGCGUUUGGCAAUUUUUCAUCCCCAUGAGAACCCAUCUUAUCUUGGAAAUUUUUGACUUUGACAUUUUUGAGAGCUCUAGUGAAACUCCAGCCCCCUGGGAUGGCUUUUCAGCCCCUACUAAAACAGGAGAUAAGGACAUGCCUUCUCUUGAGGAAAACCUGGACUUGGCUCUCCGUACUACAAACCCCUCUCUCCAGACCUGGAUGUCAAAGGUGGCUCAGAAUCUGAGCAGCACAAGAGAUCAGUCGAAGGACCUUGCUAGUCACCUGGAUGAACUUCCAGGAACCGCCUCAAAAAAAGAGGAAGCCAAACAAGCAUCUGAAGAAAACCAGUCGAAGCAGAUGAAGGAACCCAAAGCGAUUACCAAGGCUCAAACAGAAGAGCUGCCAUUCCCUGCGGCUGGCAGUGCCACAACGCAGAGGCAAAAUACCAGCGGCCUGGAAACAGAAGAAGAUUCGAAAGGGAAAAUCUUGCUUGCCCACCUAGCUGCUAGUGGGAGAGAUGAAGUUACAGUAGAGAGCUGGACUCUUCCCACAACAGUAUUGCCCGUGGAAGUCUCCUCUAGCCCACAGCCAGCAGUGGAUGUCUGUCCCCAUGAUGUACUAUAUGUUUCUGAUCUCAUCACAUUUUCCUCUCGCUUCUGUGGACCAAAUUCACCUUUAAACAAGACCUUGGUCUUUGGUUCGUCUCUGGAAAUGGUUGAGGUUAUCAUGGAACUGAUCACCACCACAGACCGGGGCCGAGGCUUUGCAAUGCUCUUUGAAUACAAGAACAUCACCGAACCUACCACUGUAGAUGCUGUGAGGCAGGAGAGAACGGAAAACAUGAUGAUGCUGGCAAUUAUAACAGGGAUUGUCUUUUUUGCACUUGCUUUGCUCUCUGCCCUCUGCAUAGCUUGCAGGCAGAGAACGUGCCCCAAAAGGAGCUCAUCCAACGCAUGCAGUGACCAGGAGAACGGGAUCCAGAACUCCGCCGUCGAUAUCAAUGAGCUCCAGCUGGUGGUGCCAAGUCGGCAGAAUGAAAACAACAACCACUCUGUCAGCCGGGAGCAGGCGGUCACUUCCUGCAGAGGCAGCACAGAACGGUCUCCUCAGGACACUGACCCAGAUGUGCCCUCCUCCAUAUCCGCAGUGACCACUGAGACUGGGAGCGAUGAGGUGUUUAUUAUUUCUGCUGGACCUGGGGCCAGUGGGCUGAGCUUUACCACCUACAGAAUACAGGACAAAAACCUAAAAAGAAGUGUCACGAGCCCAGCCUCUGUGUCUGACUGGCUGACUUCUAAUCACACAGCCGCCGGAGCGGACGCUGUUGAGAAGGGGAACGUCCAGCUGGAAAAUCACUGUCCCAGACAACGCACGUGGAGUGCCCGCACUUUCCACGACUUCCUGGCUCCAAUACCACAGCUACAGAAAAAAUGGUGUAGCUGGACCACCAACAGUCCCUUCACAAAGCUGGUUGACAACAGUACUUUUCCGACAGCUGCAAGAUCCCAAGGCGUGCCAACCAGAAAGGUAAUCUCAGCCACUGAGAUAGAGGGAGCAUCAGGGACUGUUUACUCUGAUUCGUCUGCCAGUAACGCCUCAUACCCCCUCACUCUGUCUGCACAAAGGCAGCGGAAGCUAAGCUCCUGCAAUUUGAAGAAAUCCAGGUUUGGUAACCCUUAUUUUGGAUUUUUAGCCAGUUCCCCUGACAGCAAACAGGUGAGGUCCUUGGAUCCCUCAAGACACCUAGGGGCAGCAUCUCCAGUUAACAGCCAAAGCCCCAAAAAUCUACUAGAGAGCUCCAACCCACUGAAAAUCAACUUGGUCAAUGGUUCGAAAACAAAGGAGCUUAUGGUAGAAACAGAUAAAAACAAACCGGUUUUUGUUAUUUCUGAAGAAGGGGAUGAUCAGCAGCCUCUGGUCCUAGCAGAACAUCUUAGUCAAUGUGGAGAUCAUCUGUCAGAGCAAAAUGCUGUGUAUGCUGCAGCUGUGCCAGAUAAACAGCCGGUGGUUCUGACUGUUGAGGGGAACAGUUCUGCCAGCUUCACGUCAAAUCUUCCCCUUUGGGCAAAAUCCCCUAGUUUAUACAAAGGUCACGUGAAGGCCCCUGGCUCUUCCAGGGACCAGCAGAGCUUGUCAGUCGGAGAUGCUAAUACUACUGAGAUCUCACAGAACUGUGAUACCCUAGCUGCUCCUACGCUAUGCCAGGCUUCAGUCCAGUGAUGCCCUCCGAAAGACUGAAACAUCAGUUCUCAAAAACAGAGACGACAGGGGCGUGAUCAGAGUGGAAGCUGUGCCAAGUAGUUGAGCGUGGCAGUCAUAGAUGGAUGCAGCUUUGUUAAGAGCGGUCUCUGCUUCGCACCCGUUGGGAUUGAGCUUACGAGGAUACCUACCAUAGCACAGCAUAAAUGCCGUCUUCCCUUAUGCUCGCUAACCUCAGCUCUGCUCUGCUGCAUGAGAGUUUGAUGUGGUUUAUGCAAGAAAGCAUCCUCUGAAAAGGUACUUCAGACUGCAGAAAACUUUUUCUGGAAUGAGAAACGGAAGUCAUCUGAGACGGUUACAUCGUGGUUUAUAUCUGAAAUGUAAAUCAGUACUCUGUCACUGUGGUAUCACUUGAGUCUUUCUGUUGGGAGCUAUGAGUUAUAUUCUGUUUAUAGCUACGCCUGUGCAAUCCAAGCCUUGCCAAGCCAAGGGUAAGAAUUCAAUCGUGCAUGUUUGCGUACAGUUUUGUAAACUUAAUGGUAAGCAUUUCAUAACUGCUGCAUUCUAGCACAAAGUUUACCAAGCAUUAGCAUCUCUAAUAUUAAAGACCACGAUUAUCUCAUAUCCUAACUCUUUAGAGAAGUGUACAGACAAGCUGAGCAACCCGAUACUUGAUGGUAGUUCUAUAAAAGUCUGAUGUAGCUUUAUCUUUGUUAGAUCUACAUAGGCUUAAAACACCUCAGUCCACUACAUUUUUAAGUGACUCCUCAUGGCAACAGGAGCAUGUGUACAAAAACACUGAAAUACUAGGAAUAGUCUUCAGCAUCCAACACUUGGAUAUUUGCAGCUGCUCUGAUCCUAUGUCCACCAGCUAUUUAUUGCUGGUAACGCACAUUGACUAGACAACUAUUUCCCCUCCUUUAGCAGGCAAGACUUAAAAGACAAAAUUAAGUGGGGCAAACUUUUGAGGGCUCACUUUCUUUAGAAAUGAACUACUAAGUGGCUGUGCCUCCCUGAUUACAAAUCCAGGGCAUUCAGUGGAGCACUGAACCAAAGGGAAGCCUGCUAGUCCUAUUGCCUUUAAUAACCCCAUCAGUAUUUUAAUUGCCUCCUGGUGAUAUUUUCCUAUCUUUGCAAGAGACUCCUGCAAGUUCAGCCCAUAACUUAGAAUUAUUUUGCUUUCUUAAAUGAAAGAAAUUCCCUAUGAAGCUGUAUUUUGCAGCUGACACAGCACAUUGUUUUAAAGCAAUAGUAUGUCAUAAAACAGGUGUCGGAAAGAAAUCUUCUGUACAAGUCUUCCCCUGUAUUAGCUACAGUGUGCAUCGAGUUAUCUUAAUCCUUCUGUGUGAAGGCAUUGAAGUCUGAUUCCUGAAAUAUUUAACUGAAUUAUUUAUGAUUUCACCUGCUACUACAGCUUCCAUUUGCCACCUAUUAACGUCUGAGAUAUGCAACACAAGAUGAUUGUAGGUUUUCCCUUAUAUUUUGUGUGUGUGUUUACGUGUCAACGUAGACAUAGAAGCCUUGCAUCUGGUAGCAGUGGAAGCAAAAACGUAUAUGCCCUUUAGCAGUUGACUCAAAGAUGAACAGCAAACAAGUCUCUGCAAUUGUUAUUACCAGACUGUGUUGAGUAGUUCUGAAGCACAGAAGUCUGGCUCCAAGUUGGUUUUUUUUUUUUGUUGUUGGGGGUUUUUCUUGUGUGUUUUUUUUUUUUUUAAUUAACGCUACAUGAUUCAAAGGGAAGAGUUAAUAUAUUUAAGAAAAUAUUUAGAAGUCUUCAGCACUCUAAUAAUAAAUUCCACUGCAUUAAAUUCAUGUACAUUGUAAUUCAGAGUCAAUGUUCUGUUACUUAUUACAUUUCUAAAGAUUGAAGUACUAAAAUCUACUUUUGAAAAGUAUUUGUGUUCAGUUAUUGACAAUAGCUACAUUUGAAGGGCUGGAAAAAGUGGCUUUUUCAAUAAAAGCGUGUUUAACUAUUCAUUUCUACAAUGUAAUGACACUUAUUUUGUUUAUUUUGCUGAAAGACUAAGUUGCAUGGGCAUUGCCUUAGAGCACCAGCACGUCACGUGGCGUACACCAGUACAGCAACCUCCCUAGCAGUUGCUGUAAUGGGAAGAGCGCAAAAGCUGCUGCAUCCUUCAGUCAGCAGACACCCAAGGAUUAGAUCCUGUUUGAUUUCUCCUCAGUAACCUAGCGAGAUAAUGAGGUGGUUGUUUACACUGACUUCCUCUACUACCUGUCUGUGUAACCGAAAAACAGAUUUUUCUAAACCUGCGAAGACUGCUGCCAGAGGCUAGUUUCUGUGGGAGUUUGGAUUUCCUUUCCUAUACUGGUUAUCUUAACGCUGUGUACCUCUUCCAUCACUGCCUGCUCUAGCAGUACAGAGCCAGUUAGACACGAGGCACUAAAUCAGGUAUCAUAUAUUCAUCAUGGACUAUAGAAAUAGGUAUUUGGAGAGAGGCCCUCCUCUGGAAUAAUAUGCAAUACUGAACAAUGCUGCUUAUUCUCAGAACAGAUGUGGCUGACAGCAAACUAUUCAAAGGUGAUGUCUUCUGCCACUAGAAGAUGCUGAAGCCUAAUGCCUAACUGGGGCAUGCUGCAGGUACACAAAGACCUUCCCCUCGCUCUUGGUCAGCCCCGAAGAGCCAGGACUACAACAUAUGGGAGACCUACCUUAAGUUCCCGUCUUGCCUUUUGAAGUUCCUAAUUUAUUUUUUUUUUAGGCAGAUCACUAAAAUUAAGUGCUAAAGAGAUAUUUGUGUUUUAUUUUGUACCUUCAAAGAAUUUAUAAAAUAUUUUCUUCCUCUUACAGCUAAAGGAACUGUUUUGAACUUAUCCUCUUCCCCCCCUCGAGGAACAGAAACAGCUUCCACCCAUACUCUUCAAAAAAGUCAUAGCGCAAAUUUAAGAAAUUCUGAAAGCUCCGGGUGGAAUAAAGUGCUCUAAUACUCUCAGCUGUAAAUAUUGGCUAGGAUUAGUUUUUAAAUAGUAUUACUUAUGGCAUUUAUUUUGUUCCUAAUAGCUAUAUUACUUCUGAGAGCUAUGCUGCCACUUUUUAAUGACAGAAACCUUAACAACUCAUGCAUGGGCUCAGGAUUCAGUUUCACCUUUGUGGUAAUGCAGUCAGUUUACUGUGCUAUUCUGCAUACUGUAACUAAGCAGCAAAUGGGAUAAGCAUGCUAAACACUUGCUGAAGAGGAGGAAAAUAAUUUCAAUCACAAUUGCUUGGGAAAAAAAUGUCCAAAAAUGUUACGGAGCUAACAAACAGAAGGAGUAUUCUUUUCAGUAAAACUGGAUUUGAAUAAUGCUAACUUUUUAAAAAAAUAAUUAUUCUGGAAUAUACUAGGCAAUCCCUCUAGCCAAUGUGUUAGGUAGAUUGAACAGUACAAAAAUAUGUGGGCUUUCCCUAUUUUUUCAUUGUUGAAACAGAGCUUCAAAAUAAAAGCUUGAAGCUA
Messenger RNA from Aquila chrysaetos chrysaetos, 6627 nucleotides. RefSeq lists its product as uncharacterized. The record is from RefSeq and is a predicted model, not a curated record. The coding region runs from base 575 to 3196 and encodes 873 amino acids. NCBI's taxonomy places the organism in Eukaryota, Metazoa, Chordata, Aves, Accipitriformes, Accipitridae. The transcript is spliced from 7 exons.